GCACGGAUAUUGAUAGUAUCUAUAUCCGUGGUUUGAAGAGACGCCGUGACGGACAAUUCAACUAUUUCAACUACAAUGCGCGCUGUACAAGUACAACACUAUAAUAACUUUUAAAUUGAAUGCUGAUUGAGGACCUAGCUGUGUAUAUUAUCAUUACUGUUUAGAACUUAAGGAGUGAUCGUGGAUACUUUUAAAAUGAAAAAAUUAACUCAGUGGGUUGUUGGUUUAAAUAUACUGUCUAUAUUAUGGUUAAGCUUACUUUUUCACCAGUACGACAGUAAAAUUUCCAAGGAACACUUCCUUGUCAUACAAUUUCUUCCUAUUAUUUUAUUGAUUCUUUUUGGCGUGUUCUCAUUGGCAGUUAUAUUGUAUAGAGUGGCAACUUUCAAUAACUGCCAAUCAGCUGCAGAAGAAUUACAAGCGGAAAUAAAAGAAGCGAGAACAGCUCUUCAAAAAAAAGGAUUCAAAUUUGAUUGAUAUUUUAAUAUAUAUUUACUUGCAACAACGGGGUUAACAUUCCAUACAAUGUUUAUAGCUAAAUGUAAUUUUACAUACAUUACUUUAGUCUCUGAAAUAAAAAUUUAUUUUUUGUAAA
Messenger RNA from Myzus persicae (green peach aphid), 595 nucleotides. RefSeq names its product dolichol-phosphate mannosyltransferase subunit 3 (gene Dpm3). The transcript has 4 exons. The coding region runs from base 196 to 477 and encodes 93 amino acids. Gene Ontology annotation, cellular component: endoplasmic reticulum membrane; dolichol-phosphate-mannose synthase complex. NCBI's taxonomy places the organism in Eukaryota, Metazoa, Arthropoda, Insecta, Hemiptera, Aphididae. Gene Ontology annotation, biological process: GPI anchor biosynthetic process. The record is from RefSeq and is a predicted model, not a curated record.